GAAGAAGUUACUGAGUCCCUUGAGACUUUUCACGAAGCUUUGGGUAAAGUUGAAGAUGUUUUCAAGCCUGUUCUAGAGACCUCAGUGGAUGACCUAAAGGAAAAGGUUUGAAGUUCCCUUUAUAAAAAAACAUAGCGUACAUGUAACCCUCAAGUAGAUUUUGACAAGCUGAAACUUUACGUUGUAUAGCUUUCAUUUUAAUAUCACAUCUUGAGAUUUUUUAAACGUUAAAUUAAAUUGUUGGUCACCUACGCUCUUAACUGAAACUGAAACUUCUAUGAAAUCAAGUAAACGGUUUCUUUUGAUCACAAGACAGGAUCGCAUAUUCGUUCAACACUCUUAUUAAAAAUGUUGUCUUUAGUUGCGUUGUAUUAUUAAAGUGAAGAAAUCAACUCAAGAGAGCGUUAAAGGUACAACCAAAUACAAAGCUGGUGAGGGUUAUUCUCAGAAAAACAGGGAGAUCGAUACCCUGCAAUUUGUAUUCACAUGUACAAAAGUAUUCUUAAAAGUUCUUACAAGUUUUAUGACUCUUUUAUGUUUGUGGCACAUGAAACACGUCAAAUCCGAAAGUUGAAUUGAUUAAAGCAAGAAUAGCCUGCAAAAACAGCCAUCUCUCCUCACUCCUCACCGCUAGGGAUGUUUCGCCAGGAGAGGCGUCUGUGCCUCAGCAACAAAAAUUCCAAACUGCUGGUGUAUAAUCUGUCUGAAAUCUGGUUGGGAGCUGUGAUUGGUUGACAUAGUAGUUGUAUUGUUUUAGCUAUUGUUUGUGAUUGACAGACAAAAGACCAACAGUCAUAAUGUUAAAAUGUAAACGCAAUGAAUCUACUACAAAACAAUCAAUUUUCAUGGAAUAUAUUUUUCUGUAGCAGAAACAUUUGAGCUUUUCUGAAGCUCAUUCAUUGAAGGGAAAAAGAACCAAAAAAGAAGAAAAAACUUUACCAUUAGAUUAUCAACCAGGAGAAUAAACUGACAUUUGGAACCCCAUGACUACCAGAUUUAUUAUGUAAACAUCAGUACAGAGUUUCUGUCACUGAGGUGUAAACAUCUCUCCUGGCUAAAGGUCCCUAGCAGGGAGCAAGGAAAGAUGGCUGUUUUCACAGGCUCAGAUGAGGAUAACCUAACUGAUAUCUUCAAUCUUAUAACAAUCAAGUCAGUGUUAAAUUUAGUGAACCUUUAUUGGGCUGCCAAAACUACAGAAUACAGGGUCUUAUUUAUUGGUUCUUUUUUAUUUUUCAUAACACUUGGAUAACAAGCCCUAUUUUAACUUUUUAUUUUCUUUUUUAGAUGAAUCCACUGGAAAGUGCAAAACUUGACCUAGUAGUUGCUUAUGCUAUCAACUCAAUGUUCUGGAGUAAGUUUUUUCUGAAACUACUUUUCCAGCUUCUUAACAAAAGCCUCCCUUUACUUGCCUUUAGCCAAAAGAAAAUAGUAUAAUGGGACAAUACUACCAAAAAGGUUUAGUUGAGCAGGAUUAACAAAACUUCCAAAGUUUCAAAAGCCAUAACUACAUGUGUACAAGGGAAAGCUGAUAAGCUGGAAUCAUGAGUUUUUUAUAUACUGUAAACUGCUACUUAUAAGCUCCCCCAGUUAUAGGCACAUCUGCCAGUAAACAAAAAAAAAAGUGCAUCUGAUCAUAACCCCCCGCCUCCCCUUCCUAGAUAAAAGCACCCCUCCAAAUGUAUAUAAAUGAAUUUGAUUUAUUAUUAUCUUAGUUAUAAGCCCCCAUGGAUUCAAGCCUCUCCAUAUGUAAGCCCUGAUCCUAAAACCCCUUACGAAGAUGUAUAAGGCUGCCCAGGACUUAUAAGCGGUAGUUUACGGUAUACCAUCAAAUUGAAUUCUGUGGAGUGUUGUGUAGAAGUUUUUAUUGUGAAAAUAAUAUAUGUGUCUCUUUUUGUAGUGUAUCUUACCACUCAAGGUGUAAACCCACGUGAGCAUCCUGUGAAAUCUGAACUG
Messenger RNA from Porites evermanni, 1953 nucleotides. NCBI's taxonomy places the organism in Eukaryota, Metazoa, Cnidaria, Anthozoa, Scleractinia, Poritidae. The record is from the annotation of a GenBank genome assembly.